AUGUCAGUUUGCCAACUCUCCCUCUGUCGCCCAGCAUGGGCAGUCGAUGUUGUGUUGCCUCAUGCCUGGCCAGCACCGACCCCAAUCCUGGCUGAGCUUCAAGAGAGGCAUCACGUCUGGUAUGGACUGCCUUCGCCCAUUGAUAUCUGGCUACAACAAUGUCUCGAUACACCCUUCCAGGCUGUAGAACACCCCAGUGCGAUGGAGGGUUCUUCCCUCGGUUAUGUGCUACUCUCAGAUUACAUGGAAUGUGAGUUCAAGGUCGUCAAUGACAGUCCUUUCUAUGAUCCGCCAAUGUUCAAGCUGCUGCUGGUGGUCCAUCUCCCUCCUGGCCUGCACCGCUUUAUCUUCAAUCUAUCAAGUCCUGUAGUAAUAAUGACCUUGUAUGAGGGCUCUGAGAUCUAUGACUACAGCAAGCAUUUUCAACAGCCCCAAGCAUCUAUGAUCAACAUACUGUCUCUCCUUUCAGCACAGGCCCAGAACAAGCUUAGUGCAGCCUCUGUUCGACAGUGGUGCCAGGCAGCUUUGCCGGACUGGUGGAACCAGCCAAUGGGAUCACGCUGUGGAGUUUGCCAAAACAACAAACAACGACAUCCAACAUCGUUGAUUGCUGGUCUCAACCACCACCUGGCUCGCCCCGACAUCUCGAGACGCCCCACGACACUCACGCUCGUCACAUGUAAGGAAGCCCCCAUCACGUACACAACACCUAUCACCCUGCCGCGUGCCCCUCCCCUUCAACAGGGAUGUGGGCUGGCGUAUCUGGGUCUACGGCAGCGCCUGCCCCCUUCUUUUCUCUUUUGCAUGACCCCACAACCACCCAACACCUCCCUUCCCCCACACUCUGACCGUGCCAUGUGCCCCUCCCCUUCAACAAGGGAUGUGGGCUAG
Molecule: messenger RNA, 891 nt
Organism: Cyclocybe aegerita
Lineage: Eukaryota; Fungi; Basidiomycota; Agaricomycetes; Agaricales; Hemipholiotaceae
Source: the annotation of a GenBank genome assembly